CCAUAAGAGAGGAACAGGAAGAGACUGUGAAGCAGUGAAGUUGUCGAUGCAUCGUGUCAGCUUCUAGCUCCUUUCAGAUUCGUUUGUGAAAAACACUCAUGUAGAUAUAGAUAUGUGGGAGCUAAUGCUUGUUCGUACACGGAGGUGAGAUGCAUGUGGGCUUUACUUGACAUUCCGCUGAGAGGACCUCGUUUUAACUCAUCGAAGGUUGAGAAGCUCGGCAGAAGCUAUGAUGAACUGCGCCGAGGUCAAAGUUGAAACCUCAGUGGACAAGCAGUUGGAGCCUCUUCUCAUCCUCGAAGAGGGGGAUGAACCUUCGGAUGUGAUAAACAGCAGCAGAGGAAGGACCGUACUGAGAGUUAGGACGACUGAUGAAAACACAAAGGAUGACAUUAUUGAAGCCACAGAGGGAAGUUCACAUGAUCACAACAGUGUCCAAGAAGGAAAAGGUGAGAGUAAAACAAUGCAAGCAGAAAUGAAUGAGGAGAAGAAUGCAACUAUAGAAAGUCAACAGGUGGAAGAUCACGCAGGUCGUGAAAUUAUUACAAAAACCGACAAGGGACUGUCAGACGGGACGGCUGCAGGACCAGAGAAGAUGCUACAAGUAGAGACUCAAGACAAAUCAAGCGCUCAAGGAGAAGUAAAACUGCGGCCCAAAGACAGACUGAGCCCUGACGAUGCAAAGCAAACGGUUCACAGGACAUCUCCAGAUUUCCCAGACGCUUUGUGUGAGCUGUUGUUCGCGUUACAAGAGGGCCGGCGACUCAAUGACCAGCGCUGCUCGUUCCGUCUGGACCGCCGCAGGAGAUGUUACUCAGAGCCCAGCACACCUCGCCACAGCCAGAGAGUGGUGUUCUCCUCCAUGACGUCCCUGCAGAAGGAGGAGUUCUUCGAUUUGUUGGCGACUUCUCAGGGUCGUCGACUGGAUGACCAGCGAGCAGAGCUCCAGAACAUUCCUUCUGCCCCCCCACCUCGGCUGCCCAAAGCCAAACAGAGGAAGAGCAGCUGGAAGAUCCCUGAGGUCACCCGAACCGUUCCCAUGCAAACACCCAAAGAGGACUUCUACAACAUGAUCGUCAACUCACAAGCCCAGGGCCGGCUGGAGGAGCAGCGCAGUGCAGCUCCAGGACCGAUGGAUGAUGAAGAUUUCUUUAGUUUGUUGCUGAAGGUCCAGGGCGGAAGAAUGGAUGAACAGAGAACAGAGCUCAAACCUGGUCAUUAAGAGAGAAUCAAACGGGAGGUUCCUGCUUUACUGGGCCUGUUACAGUGUGUGAGUUUAUCCUGUCAGACUCUUUCCUGUCCAGAUAACUAUAAAGAUCAGACUACCAGUAUAAGAAAACUUGCACUACUUCUUGCUACACUUAUUGCGCUUGAAUUCAUAACUCAAUAAUAAACGGGAGAGUCACAGAAUAUCUCUUGCUUUAAAGAUAAAGGUCUUUUGAAGGAUCUCUGCUCUUUCUGUUAUGUACAUGCUACAGUAAGGAAAUAAAGGUUUCAAUGUGAA
Messenger RNA from Carassius carassius (crucian carp), 1504 nucleotides. RefSeq names its product G-protein-signaling modulator 1-like. The transcript has 5 exons. The coding region runs from base 230 to 1222 and encodes 330 amino acids. Gene Ontology annotation, molecular function: GTPase regulator activity; protein binding. The record is from RefSeq and is a predicted model, not a curated record. Gene Ontology annotation, biological process: regulation of inflammatory response. NCBI's taxonomy places the organism in Eukaryota, Metazoa, Chordata, Actinopteri, Cypriniformes, Cyprinidae.